AUGAACAUUUGGGAGUCUAAUAAUUCUACUGAUUCAAAACAAAGAAAGAUUCAAAGUAUUGGUGCAACCCGUUGGUGGGCUAAGGAACUGGCGCUUAAGAAAAUAUUUGGAGAUUUUAAUAAACCGGAAAACAGUUUAUAUGUUGUUGUUAUUGAUACUUUGGAAAAAAUUGAAAAAAAUGAUAAAAUUAACCCUGACACCAGGGUUACAGCUAAAAAUCAUAAGGAUAAUUUAUUGAAAUACGAAAAUAUAAUCACUGCGCAAAUAUUUUUAAAGAUUUUUAGUAUAACUGGUCCUCUGUCAAGAUAUCUGCAAACUAGAGGAUUAGAUCUUCUUAAAUGUAACCACAUGUUAGAGACGACUAUCGAACAACUGAGGUCUAUACAGAGAGAUUUUAUCUCUAUCCAGGAGGCUACAAACACAUUUUUACGUUGGGCUAAAUUAGAGUUAGAGUCAAAAAACAUAGAUGCAGAUAUACAGGAACAUUUCACUAACGUACGUCGAAGAUACGUAAAAAAAUUUUAUGAAGAAAAAUCAAUUGAUGAGCAGCCACAAUCUCCAGAAGAAAGAUUUAAGAUAUCUACUUUUAACGUGUUGAUGGACAUUGCGGUUGAAGCCAUGAAUAAUCGAUUUUUAAAAAAUAUGGAUAUAUGUAGGGAUAUGGCAAUAUUAGAUCCCAAUAAUUUUGAAGAAAUUUGUAACAAAAAAAGUUUGCCAGAUAACUGCAUGAAGUACUUGUCCGCGAAAAUAAUAAAAUAUAAUUCGACUGCAACUUCUUCCCAGUUAAAAGAGGAGCUUUUAAGUUUUGCCUCAAAUUGGGAGAAACUAAAAUUAACUUUGGAGGAUACGUACAAGACAAAUUACGAUCUAGAUCUACAUAUCAUUGAGGACGACUAUGAUGAUGAGGAUGGUAUCGAUACUGUAAAUUUACCUAAUUCUUCCGAAAUUACGGAUGUUAAACUGAAAAAAAAUAUUUGCAAGAGUUGCAAAAACUGUGCAAUAUGUUGCUACACUGUUAUUUUGAAAUAUAACAUGUUCCAGGGGGCAUAUUGUGCACUUGCGUAUCAGUAUCUCCUAACACUUCCAAUAACUCAAGUGGAGUGUGAGAGAUCGUUCUCGGUUCUGAAAUAUAUUAAAAAUAGAUUAAGAAAUAGAUUAACAGAUGACCGACUGGAAUCUUUCGUCAUCAUGAAUAUGGAAAAAUCCAUUUUAAACACAGUUGAUAAUGAAGAAGUCAUUAACAGUCUUGCGGCAGAGAGUAGUUUGUUAAAAAAAGCUUUAAUAUAUUAG
This is a messenger RNA of Zophobas morio, 1290 nucleotides long. RefSeq lists its product as uncharacterized. The transcript has a single exon. The record is from RefSeq and is a predicted model, not a curated record. Gene Ontology annotation, molecular function: protein dimerization activity. The coding region runs from base 1 to 1290 and encodes 429 amino acids. Lineage: Eukaryota; Metazoa; Arthropoda; Insecta; Coleoptera; Tenebrionidae.